Molecule: messenger RNA, 4057 nt
Organism: Psylliodes chrysocephalus
Lineage: Eukaryota; Metazoa; Arthropoda; Insecta; Coleoptera; Chrysomelidae
Source: the annotation of a GenBank genome assembly
CCAAAUAAAUCUUACCUUAAAUUGGAAUGGGUCUUAAUAUGAGCCGUCAAGGUACCUGUCCUAUUAAAGCUCUUCCCACAAUAAGGACACUGGUACCUAUGAAACUUCAUAAAAUGGUUCAAAAAAGUAUCUGGAUUGUAAAGUAUACCAUCCACGCAAACAUUACAUUGAAAAGACUCAUCAUGCAAAGACAUGUGGGGUAAGAGGCCAUUUUCAAAAGAAGCAAAAUACAUGGAGGGACAUACAGGACAAGAAAAUCGUAUUUUUAUUUUUCGCCGUAAGACGGUUUGAGGCUUGUGAUUUGAAUCACCUUCAAGAGGUACUUCUGCUUUAAUAACCUUGACUGUAACAUUAUGUUGAAAAUUUUCUAUACUAGUUGAAGCACCAUUUUCGUCUAAACUAUUUAGAAAUUCGCCCAGAUUUUCCACUUCUACUUCCUGAUAUUCAUAUUCCUCCUCAUCACCUUCUUGUUCAACCAACUCUUGUUCAACUAACUCUUGUUCAACUAAUUCCUGUUCUUGAUCCUCCUCCAACAGUUCAUAUUCAACCUGUUCUUCCAAUUGAGCAUCCUCCAUCUCCUGUUUCUCACAUAUUUCUUGAGAUCCUCCUGGAGCUAUCUCUUUUUUUUCUUCCAAGUGUUCACGUUUUAAAUUAAUAGCGUCAUUAGGUGAAAUCAGUAUUUCUCUUUCUUGUAACAAUUUUUCAUGAUUCUCUUUAAAUUGGACAAUAAAAUUAUAGGCUAUUCUUAAUGUUUUAAAACAUGGUACACAGAUGCCAUCCGGCAAAUCUUCACUUAAUUCUAGCUAAAAUUGAAACAAUACAUUCUUAAUUUUUAAUUAUUAAAAAAGUUAAAUAUUUACUUCUAUCGAAGUACAGUACUUUAUCAUAGUGUUGAUUUCUUCAUCACAAUUUAAAAUUGUUCCAUUUAUAGGGUACAGUUUUGGGACCUCGUCUAAACAUAUCCGACACCUAUUGUUCAUUUUAGUUUAAUUAAAACAAUUAAAAACUGAAAAAAUAUGCAAGAAAAGCUAAUAAUUCAAAUUUAAACAAAAUACUUCGUUAGUUGAAAAUAUUUAUGACAAACUUGGGUGACAAGCAACGAACAACCGAAUCAUGGCAACGAAUCAAAUAAACGAAGCAACUUUGAUAUUUGACAGUUUUGACGUUUAUUUCUACUUAUUUUUAUACUCUUUUAUCUCUCUUCCUUAUGUGCCAAUGUGUAUAUGUCUAUAUUUGUUCAUUCUAUUUUUGUUCUUUGCUGAGCGAUGGUCUUUUUCAUUGAUGAAUUUUAUUUUUAGAACUACAUGUUUUUUUUAAAGUGAAAAAAGUGUAUUUUUUUACAAUUCUAUCUAUUUGUUUAAUGAAAUUUAAUACAUUCUAAGCACUUGAUACUUGUGACGAAAAGUUACCAAAUACUUAUAUAGUAAAGGGUCAUUGUUCUACAUGUCAGAAAUUUGACAUUGAAGUUUUAUUAAUGAAAUGACAUUGAAGUAUUUAUUUUCAUAAUUUUGAUAUGCGUCAUUAGUGAAAAUAGAGAUAUUUAUUGAUUUAAAUUUAUUCUAAAGUCUGUUUUUCGUCAAUCAAUCCAGAAUUUAGUAAAAUAUUAUUUGCUAAUCCAACUCUACCAAAAAAAUACAGCAAACAAAUUUGAAUUAAACUAUAAAUGUUGUAACAAAGAACCAUGGACGAAGAUAUUCUUACAACUUUGAAAAUAUUAAUCAUUGGUGAGAGUGGUGUAGGAAAAUCUAGUCUUCUAUUAAGAUUUACAGAGGAUAACUUCGAUCCAGAACAAACAUUAACAAUUGGUGUAGAUUUUAAAACGAAGAGAUUAAACAUUGAUGGUAGCAGAGUAAAACUAGCAAUAUGGGAUACAGCGGGACAAGAAAGAUUCAGAACAUUGACACCUUCGUAUUAUAGAGACGCACAAGGAGCAAUUUUAGUUUUCGAUGUUAGCAGUUAUGCGACAUUUUCCAAACUCGAAAUGUGGUUAAAUGAAUUGGAAACAUAUUCUACCAAAAAUGAUAUUAUUAAGAUGAUCGUAGGAAAUAAAAUAGAUGUGGAUAAGCGUGAGGUAUCUAGAGAGGAAGCAAUGAGAUUUGCCAAGAGGCAUCAUACUUUGUAUAUUGAAGCCAGUGCUAAAACUAAAGAUGGAGUUGAAUCGGCUUUUGAAGAAUUAGUACAUAAGAUAAUUCAAACUCCCAAUUUGUGGGAUUCAUAUGAAAUGAAUAAUAUUCACAUUGGCAACAAAGGUCAACCGAAUCAGUCUACAUGUGCUGGUUAUUGUAGUUUAGUCUAAUUUAGGUCAUAAAUUGUAAUCUUAGAAAUUUUAUAUAACUCAAAUUUAUUGAAUACAAAGAAAAAUCAAACACUGAAUUAAAAUGUAAAACAUCUAUUUCAAGGUAUACCUAAUUUAUAAAAAAAUAAAAUAAAUUUGCUAAUACAUUUUAAUAAAUUACCUUGUUUAGAAAUAUUGUGCAAUUUUUGUAGUUUAGGUUAUUUUUAUAUAAAAUAUUCUAUAAAUAAAUGUAAAUGUUGUAUAUCUUACUAUACUUAAAAUAUUUGGUAAAAAUGUAUUUUACUUAUAUCUCUUAUACAGUAUGUCUACUUAAGUUCGCUACAUAUAGUUUUUAUUAUUAAUGAAAAAAAUGUAUUGUAUGAAAAAUUUUGCUUUUAAAAAAGUAUAUUAACUGUUCAAACUUGACAUAGUAUUCACUACAAAGUUAUUAAGCAUUGCUAUAAAAGGUUGAAAAAUGUGUAACCUUGUAUAUUAUGACUGAUAAAUUUUAAUGUCCAUUGUUUGCAUUUUGGUUUUUAGACAUUUGAACUUUUUAAAUACAUUUUUUGUACAACAUAAAACUAUAUGUAGCCUACUUAAGUAAUAGAGUAAUUUAAAAAGCUGAUAUUUUAUUUGCUGGUCCAAUGUGGUAUUUAUUAAAAAUCUAAUAUAUUUGUCUGUAUUUUUAUUUAUAAAGGAAAUAAUCAUGUCUAGGUAAUCUUGUAGUUUAGGCUGGUAUCAGGCUUUAGCAGCCGAGGCCUUUUUUAGAAGUUCGCUAUAAAAGGGACGACCUAGUUUACGAAAAAUACCAAAAGAUUUCACCAAAAAAGUACCUUUUUUUAGAAAUUUAACACAGAGAGGACGACUUGAGUUUUUUUAAAAGCCUCGCUAUUUUCCAUAAAUCUGCCAACCCUACUUAUAUAAGGGGCCAUUGCCCGUGUUUUUGCCAAGGGUCCCCACCAUGGCUCUUAGCAGCCCUGGCUGGUAUUAAUUCACAUGUCUGUACUGGGGUUUAGAAUUUGAUUUAUAUCUACCCCUAUGCCAGAUUACUAUUCUUGUUCUGCCAUUUGUUUUUUUUUUUUUUUUUUUAAUUUUGAGGUCAUGGAAAAUCUGAAUUUCUCAAAAAAAUCUAAAAUUUAAUUUUAAUUCUAAAAAAUUUCCUUUCCCUUAAAAUGUAUAUUUGACAUCUCUGAUAACUCAAAUUUUCUAUAUUCAAAAAAUUAGUAUUUAACCCUGGCAACUAUGUAACGAUUCCGAUUGUCAGAGCAGCAAUGGUGCAGACAUUUGUAUUAUUACCCACAUAAACUACAAGAUUACCCAUUUCUAGAAUAACAAAUAUAACUUUUAAAAACAUUCAAAAAAUAAAUAUUUUCUCAUUUUUACAGAAUUCUGCAUAUUUUUAGUCUUUUCACAAACCCUGAAUGAGGAUUCUCUUGUAUUUACAAAAGUAUCUUAAUGUUUCUCUUAGACGUUUUUUGGCAAUCUCACAAGCACGUCCCUUUUUCUUUGCAGCAACUUUGCCUUAGUUUCCUGAACAGAUUCACAUUCAGGUGCAUAACAAACGUGUAAUAUUCCUCCAUAAAAUGAUCUCGUAUCCAAUAGUCUUUUCGCAACCCUGGCCGAUUGAAUCCUUUGGUAUUGAACAUGAUAACAUUCUGUAAACAAUUCUGUAGCCACAUCAGGUACUACAAAAAUUGAUAGAACUUGACCAUACUUAGUACAAAGCUUUCUUAAUUCGUUACGUAAGUUUAUUGAAGGUACUCCGUAAAUAUAAAGAUGUUG